Messenger RNA from Lucilia sericata (common green bottle fly), 1267 nucleotides. It is a transcript of the gene Slbp, whose product is annotated as histone RNA hairpin-binding protein. The coding region runs from base 220 to 903 and encodes 227 amino acids. Gene Ontology annotation, cellular component: cytoplasm; histone pre-mRNA 3'end processing complex. The transcript is spliced from 2 exons. The record is from RefSeq and is a predicted model, not a curated record. NCBI's taxonomy places the organism in Eukaryota, Metazoa, Arthropoda, Insecta, Diptera, Calliphoridae. Gene Ontology annotation, biological process: mRNA 3'-end processing by stem-loop binding and cleavage; mRNA transport. Gene Ontology annotation, molecular function: mRNA binding; histone pre-mRNA stem-loop binding.
GUGAAAAACGCGCGAAUUUGGAAGAACAACGAAAUGCAAUGAUACAUUGUAUUUAUUACAAUAUUAAGUUAGAUAGGAAAGAAAGGUCGUACUGGAAAGGUGUUUGCUGUAAUUGGGAAGAAAUAAGAACGAAAUUCACUCAAUACAUCGAUUUAAAAUAAAAGUAUUUGUGCUAUAGUAAUUACUAUAUGAAAUACUAUUGGUAAAUAUAAAGUUAGAAUGUUGGUUUGUGAACAAAUAACAAUGUCUGUGGAAAGUAACAAUGUUGGCGCAGGCAGCCGUACCUGGGCAGAAGAAGUUGAUGCAGAUUCAAAAGGGGCAAUUAAUAGCAGUCUAUCUGAUGCGAAUGAUUCACGCCGCGACAUUUCUUUGGAGUUUUUGGAUGGUGUAAAUGAGCAAAAAUUUGAGAAGCUUGUAAAAGAAGAGAAAUUAAAGACACCAUUUAAAAGGCGUCAUUCACAAACUCCUAGUAUUGAAAGCCGUUCGAAUAGCCCAAACAGCAGUUGCGGAAGUAGCAGCAAUGAAGGUGAUAAUAGCGGACGCUAUUUUAAUAGUCGUAAAAACGAAAAGCGUCCUAGACAAAACAGUUUCACUUCAUCAUCUUCUUCGUCAUCUUCAUAUGCUGAAUCCGACCCAUCAAUUCUUUCCAGACGUCAGAAGCAAAUUGAUUACGGUAAAAAUACUGUGGCUUAUGAACGUUACAUUGAGACUGUGCCACGUUCAGAAAGAACUCGUGACCAUCCCCGCACACCAAAUAAAUAUGGAAAAUACAGCAGACGUGCGUUUGAUGGUCUUAUUAAAAUAUGGCGUAAGCAGCUGCAUUACUAUGAUCCACCAAAUCCAAAGCAAUCAAAUAAAGAAGCAUCUCAGAAUAAUUCUAGCUCUGAUUCGGAUUCCGAAUAAUUAUCACCACAAUUCUAUUUUUAUAUAAUUCUUGAGAAGUCGUCGAUACUAUCAAAACUGUUCUCUUAUUUUUUAGCCUUAAGUACACGAUGAGUAAAGCUACUUUAUUUUUUGCGUUGUUCAAUAUAUUUAAUUGUUGCAAAUAACUUGUUAAUUUUUACACCACUACUGAAUUGAUUUAUGAUAAAGUUAUUUUAUGCCUCUAUUUUUAAAACAAUUUAUACUUAGUUGAACGUUUAGUAUAUUAUAAUGAAAUCUUUAAAAAUAUUUCAUUUAACUGAAUUCUUGUAAAAAUAUAUACUAUAAUAAUAUAAAACGUUAAAGCACAGAAAAUGAAAUUUAAUAAAGCAUACAUUUCCUUGAA